AUGAGUUAUCCUAAUAUUUAAGAGUUUUUGGAAGAUUUUGAAAAGGAGAAUGAAUUAUUAGGAAAAGGAACGUAUGGUGAAGUUUAUAAAAUGAAAACGAAAAGAGCCAUCAAUCCUGAUUUAGAAAAGGUAUAAGAAGGAUAAGAGAAUUAUAAUGGAUAGUAAUAUGCAGUUAAAAUGAUGGAUGCUAAAACAGAAAAAUCAUUUUCAACCAUAUAAAAAGAAUUUCUAAUACUUAAAAGUUUACCAAAAUCGCAUCCUAAUAUAAUUAGACUUUACAAAGUAAUUAUUUAAUGAUAUAAAUAGAGUUAUGCAUGGGCCAAUUAGAUAACAAAAACUUAUACAUUAGUAUUAGUAAUGGAAUUAGCUGAUAAAAGUUUAAUGAAGGAAAUUGAAGAGAGGAUAUAAAAUAAGAAAUAUUUUUCUGAUGAUUAAUUACAUCAUUUCUUCUUAUAAUGUAUUUAAACAUUAAAUGAUAUAAAACUUCAUUCCAAUAUUUAUCAUAGGUAUUUAAUUAAUUAAAUAUAGAGAUAUAAAGCCAGAAAACAUUCUUUUAAAUAAAGAAUAACAAAUACUAUUAUCUGAUUUUGGAGUUUCUCGAAAACUAAUGAAGGAGAAACUACCAACAAUUAAUGGUACUUUAGUUGGAACUCCUGCUUAUUUAUCUCCAAUAUUAUGGAAAGCUUUUGAAGAAGGGUAAUUUUAGGUUUCAAAAAUUAAUAAAAUAACUCAUAAUGUAGAAAAAUCUGAUGUUUAUUCGUUGGGUGUAACACUAUUAUAGACAACUCUGUUAUUAAAUUCAGAGAUUUAAAAACUAAAUUCUGUAAAUUUACAUAAUUGAUUCAGGGAGAACAAGGAUAGCAUACAACAAGAGAAUUAUUGAAGAAUGUCUAAAAUCCGAGAAUUAAGUUUAUCUUAAUGAGAAUGCUAGAACAUGAUGAAAAAUAAAGAGCUUCUUAUAAUGAGUUACUUUAAUUAUUAAAUGAAACUAUACCUAAGCAGAUUGUUUAGAAUAAGAAACCUAUAUUUUCAUAUGUAGAACCUAAAUUAGGAAUUAAGGAAUAAUUUAGUUUAUAGGCAAAAAUAACAUUUGAAAAUAAUUGUAAAUAAGAAUUGCAUUAAAACUAAUAAAUAGAUACAUAAAUAGAUAUUGAAACUGUUAAUUAGAGUUAAAUGAGUCAAUAGAUAGAAAACAAAAUGAAAGAAUAAUGA
Molecule: messenger RNA, 1212 nt
Organism: Paramecium pentaurelia
Lineage: Eukaryota; Ciliophora; Oligohymenophorea; Peniculida; Parameciidae
Source: the annotation of a GenBank genome assembly